UGAGGCGCCCGCGGAGCGCGUGGUUGCGGCGGCGGCAGCAUGUCCGGCGGCAGGAAGGACUGGUCGGCGCUGUCCAGCCUGGCCCAGCAGUGGAGCCUGGAGGACCAGGAGGAGCAGCAGCGUGAGCGCCGGCGACGCCACAGGAACCUCAGCUCCACCUCCGAGGACAGGUCACCGGGGCUCGCCCAGAACGGAGGGCGCCCCUCUUCCGACAGACUGCCAAGUGUGGAAGAACCGGAGGUGCCCAGACCACCCCCGCCAGCCCCCCGGGAUGAGGGCGAGUCUGUCCAGGCCGCUCUCAGGCUGCGGCAGGAGCGGAGGCUGAGGCGGCAGGCGGUGGAGGCCGCGCAGGUGCCCGACCAGGAGCGGCCGGAGGCCGAGGAGGGGAGCCGCAGCUCGGGGCCCGGGCAGGCCAAGCAGCCGCCCCUCGCACCCAAGAAGGAGCCGGGAGCCCCGCCUCGCCGCAGGCUGAGCCGGGAGCAGCGGGGCCCCUGGGCCCGGGAGGAGGAGAGCCCGGCAGGCAGCGAGCCCGGGGGCAGGCAGAAGGGGGUCUCGGAGAAGUCCCCAGUCCCGGAGAAGCAGCCCUGCGUUCCGGAGAAGACGUCAGCGCUGGAAAACAGGCUGAGCUCAGAGGAAGCCCCCAGCACUGAGAGAGCUUCAGUGUCAGCGAAGACGGACGUGUCCGGGAAGAAACCAGCUCCAGAAAAAUCGGGUGUCCCCGAGAGGCAGCCGGCCUCAGGGAAGACGUCAGCUUCAGAAAGGAGACUGGUGUCUGAGAAGGCGUUGAUCUUUGAGAAGGCACAGGUCUCAGAGACAAAGCUGGUCCCAAAGAGGGCCCCGGCCCGGGAGCAGCCUCCGGCCCGGGAGCAGCCUCCAGCCCGGGAGCAGCCCGCAGCUGAGGGAAGCAAAGGAGCAAGGGCCGUCCCUGGAAAGCAGCGCCUGUUGUCGACGGAGCCAGGGGCGAGCAACCCUCCGGCCGUGGCUUCCCGCCUCCCACCCAUCACGCUCCAGGUGAAGAUUCCCAGCAGGGAGGAGGAGGAGGAGGAGGACACGUUCUCACCUGCCCAGGCCACCUACAGCAGCUCCCUCCGGCGCUCCAGCCCCAGAACCAUCUCCUUCCGGAUGAGCCCCAGGAUAAACAACUCGGAAGCAACCCUAACCCGCAGUGCCAGCGUGAGGCUCCCGGUCAAGUUGGGCGAAAAGCUGGAGAGAUACCACACGGCCAUCCAGAGGUCGGAGUCCGUGAGGUCUCCCGGCUCCUCCCGCACCGAGUUCUUCGUGGCACCCGUGGGCGUGGCCAGCAAGCGCCACCUCUUUGAGAAGGAGCUGGCAGGCCCCAGCCGGGCAGAGCCAGCCUCCGGCCGCAAGGACAACUUGAAGCUCUCCGGGGUCGUGACGUCACGGCUCAAUCUGUGGAUCAGCAGGACCCAGGAGUCUGGAGACCAGGGCCCCCAAGUACCCCAGGAGGUGCAGAAGGAUUCGACCACCACCAAGAGGACCCAGUGGGGGAAAAGGGCGGAAUUAUCCCUGGAUGCUGAGGUGUGAUGACCCUGCCAGGACAACCUGCCAGUUUGUCUCGAGGGCCUUCCUCAUGCCAGCCCCCCCGAAGCUGUACCCCAUCUCCCACUGCCCUGAUCCCUCUCUGCAUCUGGACCGGGCCGGGACUGCCCGAGGGCUCCGGCAACUCCUUCCCAGCUAGGCUCGGGCAGGUGUGACCUGGCUCCGUCUUGUCCGAUGGCAGGCACGGCGGAGCCCGGGGUCCCUGUCAGCCUGGGCACCGCCCCGCCUCUCAGCAGCACCCUGGGGCCUCAGGUCUGUCCACAGGUCUCCUGUCUCCUGCUCCCUCCAGGGUCAGGGCAGCGCGGUCUGUCCGGGACUCCAGCGCCACCUGCCCCAUCUGUUCCCAGCAGGUGUCUUUCCUCUGCUGAGACUCGGGUGUCCCCACCUCCCUCCAGGGCCUGCCCCCCGCUGGCCGAGCCCCCACGGUGGAGCAGCUGUUCUGUCUUCUUCCCGCCUGUGCCCCGCUGUCCCCCACUGCCCACGGGCCCUCUGCCCUUCCCCGCCCUCACCCUUCUGUUCUCAGGGACGAGCCGAUAGACUCAUUCACCCUGCUUCCUCGUGGGUCAUCGCAGUGGCUGGGAGCUGGGGUGGGUGUGUGGAUUGUUUUGGUUGGGGGGUCAGCCAUCAUUUUCCUAGCACCCCCUCUUUUCCUCACAUUAAGGUGGGUUGCAUCCAGUCAUCCUCUGUAGGGAUUCUGGGGGUACAACUGCCAGUCCCCCUCAAACGUGCACUCUCCCAAAACCCAGCUCCCCAACCCCCAACACUGUGGCCCGUGUAAGCUUGGACACACUGCCAUCUGAAAAUCCAGGCAAACGAACCAGGGCCCCGGUCAGUGCUGCACUUUUAAAAUGUACACAUAUGGCCCAGCCAGUGUGGCUCAG
Molossus molossus (Pallas's mastiff bat) is the source of this 2441-nucleotide messenger RNA. It is a transcript of the gene LAD1, whose product is annotated as ladinin 1. The coding region runs from base 40 to 1545 and encodes 501 amino acids. The transcript is spliced from 11 exons. The record is from RefSeq and is a predicted model, not a curated record. NCBI's taxonomy places the organism in Eukaryota, Metazoa, Chordata, Mammalia, Chiroptera, Molossidae. Gene Ontology annotation, molecular function: structural molecule activity.